UUUGUUAACAUCUAAAACAAGUGGUGGAACUAUUUUCAAUCCGCAUUAAGUCCGACCUUUUAUUGAUAAUAGCCGAGAUUUUCCGAUUGAAAUAUAUGCUCGUGUACACCGGUCUUACUGACCUGUGUGAAACUACUCUAAGGCAGCACACCACAAUAAAUGAAGCCACAGCUUCGAAUGGCCAGGGAGGAUUUCAUGGAUAUAGUGACUAUUGUGGAUUUAAAAGACUGGUUGUCUUUAAAAUGCAUUUUCAGCAUGAAAUUUGUUUUUUUGACAUGUAAUAUGAUCACUGGCAAAUUCGAAAACAUGGUUAGAAAUCACAUGCUGAUAAUUAUUGAUGUCAAGGUCGCCAUUGUUUGUAAACAUUGCUUUUAAACAGCAUGCUCGGUGAAAACAAGUAAUUUUACAGGGGGAUACAAACUUUCAGCAAUAGCAAAAAAUCUACAAGGCCAAGCACCUAUUUCUUUGUGAUAUUUUGCAUGCAUAGGGAGUUGCUAAAGCAGUGACAGAGUUUCUGUAGACCGUAUAUUUGCAAGUAUUUUUUGCCGGAGGGACGAAAAAUGUUGUUUUAGGUCUCGGACCACUAUAGAUUUUUGGCUUUUACGGAAUGAAUUGGAAUUUUUCUAACUGCCUGACUGUUGCACAUGGGAUGAUUUCAUUACAGAUUUGCAAUGUUAUGACAUAUAUGUUCUUAACAAAAUGUGUUUUCUUUUUCCAGGUUGUGUAGUUUGGGAUCAGAUUUAUCAGACAUAUUGCUUGUAGGACAUUGACGGCAGAAACUUGAAAUUUAGUGUGGAGUGCUACCUAAGCAUGAUGGGAACGCACUACUUUUAACAUGGCGGCUCGAACACGUAUGCUAGUAGUUCGUCCACUGUUAGUUUUAAACCGAAAGUGAAAGUAGUUUUGAAUAGUUGAAUAAAUAGUAACACAGUCAAACUAUUGCACUUGCAAUAUUAAAAUCUGAAAAAAAAAAACAGUGACCCCUUGGAAGCAAUAAACGAUUUUAAUGACUUGAAAAAAUAAAUUGUAUUUUAUAAAAUAAAAUCGUCAUCUCUACGCGGACUUCUUUAUGUCGGAGUCAAUUUUACCCUCAUUGGGGAUGAGUCGUACGACACAGGUCAAUAUUUGAGAGAUCGGUGUAAAUACAAUGCAUAAGUGUCCGUUAUCCUUAAAGGUAUUUUUAUUUGGAAAAUUAAAUUCAUCGAACUUAUGCCCAAAAGUGUGUCUCUCUUAGUGUAGAUCUUAUGUCGUUAACAGUUUAUUUCACAACAUAACCAGUAUGAAAUGGUUACUCAUUGGCCAAUCACCUGAAUCAUAUGUUGCGUCUGUUGAUUUCUGGGAAUAAAUUAUAAAUAUGUGUUAGUAAUAAGUAUUUGGUGCGGAAAUCAAAAAACUACUUUAUUUACAUUGUUCUUCCUUUUUCACAUUCAGCACUUUUUUCUCCAGGCAAUGAGCAUCUUACAUACCCUACAACUAUUUUUUAAGUAUAUCAAAAUUCACGAUAAGAAAAUAUCUGUUCGUUUAAUGGGUAAAAUGUGCCGUUAAACGAGCGAUUGAUUGAUUAUUUUCUUUUAGUAAUUUUUCUCAAUUUUAUCGGUAAGAUAUUUCCUUAUAGGCUAGAUAUUUUGAAAUUAAACCUCAAACUAAUUCCUUCAGAAAACUUUUCUUGAUAAAAUGAAAAACCCAAACCAAGACUAGAGGUAAGUAUUAUUUCAUCAUCUUUGUGUUGUAUUUACAAAAUCUUAAAACUAUAUUUGUCAUUUUAUGCACGCAGGCGAAAUAGAAGUAGACAAGUUUUGCAGAUGACAAAUGGUGUAACCUGUUUCCGCGACUUCUAGAAAAAAUAAAUGCUAUUUUCUUUUAAGUAGCUGCCGAAACUUGUUUCAAAUGAUACAUAAUAACUAGAAUAUCAUAAUACUAUUCAAAUAUUUAAUUAUAUGCAUGGUUUAUAUAAAAAAUAAUUUGAAACAAAAACGCGGCAAGGUCUUGCAUUACUUUUUUUUCUACGGAAGCGGAUAAGCGACAAAAGUCGACAUUUUUUCACUUUCUGUAACAAUUGUAUUUUUUGAGAGUUUUGUGUAGCAUUGCCUUGUUUUUAGCAUCAGAUCAGUUUUUUCACACCAUUUUUAAUAUAUUGCAUAUGCCACAUUUCGAUAAAUAGUGCUCACUUGUUAUCUACAUAUUGUUUUAAAAAGCAAUGUAUCACGAAUUAUACACUACUAUGAUGUUAUAUACAUUUUCUUUUCUUUUAGUGGAGAAACGCCUAAAUUCAUCAUUUGUAUGCUCUCAGACGAUCAACCAAUAGCAAAACUAGGACUUACUAAAGCCAGCCUAAAUAAGGGUGAUAAGUUGUUUGUUGUUCCUUGAAAUGUCGUUCAUCUAGAAUGUAGACGGACCAACUGUCAUCCAAAUCAAAAAAGACAAACUAGAACUGAAACAGAGUUACCUCAAAAUAGAGAAAAACAGAAUCCCUAAAGAAAGUCCACCACAACAAAAUUGAAAAUGUUGCAGGCUCGGUUUGGUUGAGCCUGUUUAUAACCAAGAACCCGACACAAAUCUUAAAACAUUUUUGAUUUUGAAAAGAAUUUCUUAUUUUGCGGGUCUUAUGCUAAAAUCGGGGCAGGAAAUAAACGGGGAUUUGAUACAUACCCGGUAAGAACAUUUGACUUUCAAAAUACAAUAAGAGACGUAUGUACUAAGAGACAGGAUGAUUGGGGAAAUACAGUGUUGGGACGAAUUGAAUAUGCACAAGAUCUGCCGGCUGUUGAGGCACGAUACCAUCAAUUAUGCAGUUCAAACUUUAGAUCUGGAUACAACAUUCCUAAACAAUACCAAGCACCUGAAUUUGUUAACAGUAAAGCUAAAAAAGGCAGACCGACCAAACCUUGUGCUGAAAGUGCUUUCUUUAAAAUAAUUGAAGAUUUUGAAAAUAAUGUGAAUGAUCAAACAACUAUAUCAGAUCUUGUUGAUAAAAUGAGGGAACUUUGUGGAGACAAUGCUUACAGUACUGUUUAUAUGAAGAAAAGGGUAAUUGAGCAUUUUGGUGGAAGGGUAACAGUAACUGAAUUUAAUGGAAAGCAUAAUGUUAUCACAUUCAAAAGCAAUGCUGAUGCCAUUUUACAUGCAUUUUACCGAAGAAAUGGAACAAAUGAUAGUGAAUCAGAAAAAAGAAUGAUAAUCAAAACUGCAGCAAAACUUAUUUUCAACGACAUUAAAUCAGAUAAAUAUCAAAAAGAAAUAUAUCCCAGCUCAUCAGAAGUAAUGUCGUCUGAUUUUAAUAUGAAAUUCUUACCCAACAGCCUUCAGCUCCUGUUAAUAGAAUUAGUAAGCAGUAAAAAAUCUGAAAAAAAGAUAUGUUCUAUAGGUCAGGCUAUUAUACAGGCUGCUAUACCAAAAGGAGUUAUUGCACCCCUGCAAAUAGGUUUGGGCGUACAGCUGCAUCAUCAGUUUGGGUCAAAAUUUCUUAUAGAAACACUCCAUACUCUUGGAUUUUGUUCCUCAUAUCAUGAAGUUCAAAAGUUUGAAACUAGUGCAGCUUCUGUUUAUGGAACCACUAUACAAAAAUCGAGUGAUCAAUUCAUGCAAUUUGUAGCAGACAAUGUUGAUCACAACACGGGGACACUUGACGGUUUCAAUACAUUUCACGGCAUGGGUAUUAUUGCAGCAGUAACUCCAGUAAUUGAAAAUAAGCGUGCCAUUCCUAGAGUAACUACAACUAAUGAAGACCUCAUAGCUGUUGGGAAAAUAAAUAUUCAUCAGUAUAAACAAACAUUAAACACCAUGGAGCUAUUGAAAUUUAAGAAACUUGUAGAUGUAUAUGACACUUAUCAACCUCCAAAAGGUUUGGACUUCCUUAUUCAAUUAGCACGUCCACUUCGUCUUCAAUCUCCUGGGUGGUCAGGAAUCAUGCAAAUGGUACAAAGUGGUAAUCACCCCGGAAAAUCUUCGGUUAUUUUCAUGCCAAUGAUCGACAUCAGUCCAGGUGAUAUGUCAUGCAUAUACUCAACUCUAAAAUUUGUAGCACUUCAGUGUCGCAGUCAUAGCACAACACAAGUUAUCACGUUUGACCAACCAUUGUACUGGAAAGCGUUAAACAUUAUUAUGAAUGAAUCCGAAGAAAGUGAGAUAAAGAAUGUUGUUGUUAGACUAGGUGGAUUUCAUACUGAAAUGAGCUUUUUGGGAAGCAUUGGAAGACUAAUGGAAAACUCUGGACUUGCAGAAAUACUCGGGACUAUUUAUGCUGCAAACACAGUUGGACAUAUGCUCACCGGGAAGGCAGUAAGUAGAGCCGUGAGAGGGCACUUCCUUGUGCAUGAUGUUCUUUACACCCUAUUGAUUGAGAAGGCAUUCCCCCAACUUCAACAAGACAAUAGUGAUGAUAAUAAUAAUAACGAACCCAUUGAUGAGUUUAUCCCAAAUGCUAAUUCUGUAGAUGUUGACACUGUGAGAGAAUUGUUUGAAAAGGUUUUGUCAAAAGAGUUAUUGCCUGAUGAAGUAAAUGAGAACCACCUUAUUAAAACAUGCACUUUGAAUUCCAAAAUGCAAAGAAGGCGUAUAAAGAUUGCAGAACUGCACAACUUUGGUUGCAAUAUAUAGACAUGGUGGACAUUCUAAAACGAUUUAUAGCCGCUGAAAGAAUGGGGAACUGGAAUGGCCACCUUACUGAAAUCAGACGAACCUAGUUUAAAUAUUGAAACUGGGGCUGUUGCCGAUGCCAAUGUGAAUGUAGACAAAGCGAAACUGAUUGGUCAAACAAUUUUAAAUGAAAUGGAAAACCAAAAUGUGUCUGAGUAUACUUUCAAACGUACAAAUCAAGCAGUAACUCUUGGUACAAAAAACAGUCUAAAGAUUAAUGGUGAAGAAAUCCAUAUUGAUCCCCAGUUACUUUUUCAACGUUUAGUUAUAGUGUCCGACAGCUCCUUGGAAAACAUUGAGGAAAUUUUUGAAUAUGAACUCUGUGCUAAUCCGUCUGCUUUAUUUGAUUCUUCUGGGCUUUUAAGAGAAGCACAAAAGCCUAACUUGACAAAUGCAAUUUGGGAACUUGGGGUUUGUGGUGUUGAUAGUAUAGCGGAGCAUAAUCCAUACUAUGUUUUAGAUGGAGGGUCUCUUGUGCAUAGAAUACCUUGGAACUAUGGAGAAUCCUUUGACCAAAUAUGUUCGAAAUAUGUAAAUCUUGUUGAGAGAAAUUACGGCCAAGCGCAUGUCAUUUUCGAUGGGUACAGCAGUGGGCCUUCAAUAAAAGAUGUUACGCAUUUACGGCAAGCAAAAGGGGUUAUUGGUACGAAAAUAAAUUUUGAUGGGAGAAAUCCAUUCAUAACAAAAAAGGAAACUUUUCUGACCAAUCAUGAAAACAAGCAAAAUUUUAUCAACCUACUCGGAUAUUAUCUCAAAGAAAAGAAUUGUGUGGUACGGAAUGCUACAGAUGAUGCUGAUCUUUUAGUAGCUCUUACUGCAGUAGAAUUAGCUGCGGAAAAACCUGUUGUUGUUGUUGGGGAAGACACGGAUAUACUUGUCCUUCUUUGCUACCAUUCAGAUACACAUAAUAAAAAUAUUUAUUAUAAAUCCGACGCCAGAAAUACAUUAAAAAAGAAAAAAAUAUGGGACAUAUUGAAAACAAAAGCAGUGUUGGGAGCUGAAAAUUGUCGACAUUUGCCAUUUGCACAUGCGUUCACCGGUUGUGAUACAACAUCGCGAAUAUACGGUAUAGGAAAAGGCAUUUUCUUGAAAAAAUUAAUCAAUGACGUCGAGUUAAAAGAACAAGCUGAAGUGUUUUCUCGUGCAUCAUCACAUGCUACUGUUGAAGCUGCUGGAGAAAAAACCAUGGUUAAUAUAUAUAAUGGUACGAAACAUGAAGGCUUAAACAAAUUACGAUAUCAAACAUUUGUACACAAGAUAGCUAACAGUACAACUUUUGUACAGGUACAGACUCUUCCUCCGACUAAAGCAGCAUCGAAAUACCAUAGUUUCAGAGUGUACAUGCAAACACAGACAUGGAUAGGCAAUAAUAUCAAUCGAGCGGAUUGAUAUUAUUGGGUUGGCUGAAAAAAAAAGAUAAUAAAUUAUCCCCAAUAAAACAUAUUUACCUGCAG
This is a messenger RNA of Ruditapes philippinarum (Manila clam), 6089 nucleotides long. RefSeq lists its product as uncharacterized. Bases 2974 to 4596 code for a protein of 540 amino acids. The record is from RefSeq and is a predicted model, not a curated record. The transcript is spliced from 2 exons. Lineage: Eukaryota; Metazoa; Mollusca; Bivalvia; Venerida; Veneridae.